Molecule: messenger RNA, 2299 nt
Organism: Notolabrus celidotus (New Zealand spotty)
Lineage: Eukaryota; Metazoa; Chordata; Actinopteri; Labriformes; Labridae
Product: transcription termination factor 2, mitochondrial-like
Exons: 2
Coding region: 77-1216 (379 amino acids)
Biological process (GO): termination of mitochondrial transcription; regulation of DNA-templated transcription
Cellular component (GO): mitochondrial matrix
Molecular function (GO): double-stranded DNA binding
Source: RefSeq, a predicted model, not a curated record
CUCCGCCCCUUCAUUCAUGUUAUGAAAGCUGGCUGUUUGACACACUGACUCCGCUGGCUGCUAGAUCUGAUCCACAAUGCUCCGAGUCACCACCGCCUCCCUGUGCACCUACUGUCAGAGGAUGAGGCUCCUCCUGCCUCCCUCUGCGUCUGUCUCCACGGUGUCGUCUCCCAACAAGCGCAUAGAGAACCAGCAGACCGUGGACUACCUCUACGAGCUGUCCGUGGACAUCCGAAAGGUGCGCAAGUUCAAGCCCUGGGUUCUCUCUGAGACCUCUGCGUACGUGUCUGAGACGGCUGACCUGCUGCGGGACAUGGGCGCGGACUCCACAGUGAUCGCCCGCAUCCUGGAGAGUCACCCUGAAGCAGUCCUGUGCCUUCCUGAGGACGUGGCCGCUCAACGAGACCUUUGGGUGACCGUGUGUCCCAACAAGCGUGAGCUGGUGAGCAUCAUAGAGAAGUUCCCCGCGUCCUUCUUCACCUUGACGCACCACAGCAACCAGCAGGCCAACAUCCUCUACCUCCAGCGGCUCCGCCUCAGCAAGAGGAUCAUCGGGAAGCUGAUGGCCAGCGCCCCGCAGAGCUUCAGCCGGCCCGUAGAGAGGAACCAGGAGGUGAUCCACACUCUGAGGGAGACGUACCUGGACCUGGGCGGGGAUGAGGGGAACCUCCGGCUGUGGUUGCAGAAGCUGCUCAGUCAGAAUCCCUACAUCCUGCUGCGCCCGGCGGAGGCCUGGAGGGACAGUCUGGGCUUCCUGAGGGAGCAGGGGUUCACCACAGAGGAGCUCCUUCACUUGGUCUCCAGUCUCAGAGCGUCCAUCGCCGAGCUGCGGCCGGAGAGCAUGGAGCACGCUCUUGCGUAUGUCGAAGACGCUCUUUCCUGCUCCAAGGUGGAACUCAGAGAGCUCGUGAUCCGCUGCCCGGCUGUGUUGUACUACUCUCUGCCCACUUUAGCCGGGCGCUUCCAGGGACUGAUGGACGCUGGGAUGACCAUGGAGCAGGUGAAGGAGUCUCCAAACGUGCUGGAACUCACCACACAGAUCGUGCUUUACCGGAUCCAGAAGUUGGCGUCGUACGGGUACGACGUUCGCUCCGGCAGCCUGGACGUCAUCGUCGGGACUAAGAAGGACUUUGAGAUGAUUUAUGGGAAGCUGCAGCUCAGGCAGCAGAGACCGAUGUUCAACCCUGUGGCUCCUCUCAGGACUGUAGAGGAGUAACUGUUGAUAUGCUGCUGUUUGACAUGUUUUCUGGGAGUUAGAAUAAAGGACUGUACGCUGAUGUGGGGAAAAAGGUUUGCAGCUUCACCUUCAUGCAAGAAGCAGAAGAGGGGAGGCAGUUUGAGUACUACGAAAUAAGGGAUCUUCAAGCCUUGUGACUCACUUUGAUUCAGUGUGAGGGCUCAAUAUGGAGGGUAGAAGAUCUGAGGAAUGUACUGCACAUGCUCAAAUGAUGCAAAAGUCUGAAACAAACUUGACAAAUAACCGAACAACCAGGCUGCUACCUCUGGAGCUCUCCUGUUCUGAAGUCUGGAUCUUCACCCUGUGUGUGUUUGCAGGGCGUGUGCUUUGACUGCAGCUGUUUUGGCUUCUUGCAGCAUGUUCUUUAUUUGCAGCACAUUUCUGUUGUUGUACUUGUUUGGGACUUCUGCACGUGUUUUUGGAUCUAAAUGGUUCCCGCCCUUGUUGACUCACAGCGCUCGCCAAAAUAUGACUACAACUGUUAUGAAAAAGCUACAGUAUUGUGUUUUAUAUAAAGAUGAAUUACAGAUGGCAUCAGAUUCAGAAUGAACUCCAGGAUACUGGUUCAUAAAAGAGAUGCAGCGAUGAAUGAACAUACCAGUUGUUCUUUUGAUUGCAUAAUGAGUGUUUUUAAAGACGCAGGAAGUCAAAUAUGUCCGACUCAAGUGUCUUCAAUCUGAGAUGUUCCAGUUUUCUUUACUCACUGAGGUCAGUGAACUAAACGUCUUUGGGUUGUUGACAAAGCAACACAUACGGAUCAACAUGUUCAUCAUUCUCUGACACUGCAAGGGCUUCAGAAGGGAAUUUGGUAAUCAACAGAUUUCAUGACAGUUUCUCAAAAGCAUCAGUUUACAUUUACACAAAUAAGACAUUUGCACAUAUAAUUCUAAUAAUAGUAAAGUUUAUUUAUAUAGCACUUAUCAAAACAAAGUGCUUUACAUCAUAAAACCCACAAUAACAAACAAAGCAUGAGGGGGACAUGUAGAGCUAGCAGGACAAUUUAAGAGGAACAGCUGAAUAAAAGAGAAACUACUAAAAGCAAUCAAAACAUUUAAAAUCUGU